AUGACAGUCGAUACUAUUAAUAAGAUAAGAAUUGCCAUUGACAGAGGUGGUACUUUUACAGAUUGUAUUGGGAAUCCAGGUACUGGAAAACUUGAAGAUGAUGUUGUGAUCAAACUGCUUUCUGUGGACCCGAAAAACUAUCCUGAUGCACCAUUAGAAGGAAUUCGUAGGUUGCUUGAGGUCAUACGAUGUGAAAAAAUUCCACGAGGUACUCCUUUGGAUAUUUCUGAUGUAAGUAGCAUUAGGAUGGGGACUACUCUGGCUACGAAUUGUGCUUUGGAAAGAAAUGGUGAGAGAUGUGCUUUCAUAACCACGAAGGGCUUCAAAGAUAUUCUAAUGAUCGGAGAUCAAUCUAGACCUGACAUUUUCGACCUGAAUAUUAAAAAGACUGAACCUCUCUACGAUAUGGUGGUUGAAAUUGACGAAAGAGUUACUCUCGAAGACUUCUCUGAAGAUCCCUUGUGUCAUAAAUCCGAAGCAAGAGAGAAUGAUAACACUGUUGUUGGUAAUAGUGGAGAAGUGGUUCGUGUUCUGAAAGUCCCUAGCAUCGAAGAGAUCCGUUCAAGUUUACAAUUGAUAUACCAGAGUGGUAUCAGAUCCAUUGCCGUUGCCUUUCUGCAUUCAUAUACCUAUCCCCUACAUGAACAGCUCGUGGGUCGUAUUGCCAAGGCAAUUGGCUUUACGCAUGUUUCCUUAUCGUCGGAGGUCUCUCCGAUGAUUAAACACUUGCCAAGGGCUCAUAGUGCAGUGGCAGAUGCCUAUCUCACACCAGUUAUCAAAAAAUAUUUGGACGGUAUCGAAUCUGGUUUGACAAAUUCAUCCAAGACCAGCCUACAGUUCAUGCAAUCAGAUGGUGGACUAGUCGAAGGUCACAAGUUUUCAGGCCUUAAAUCUAUCUUAUCCGGUCCUGCAGGUGGGAUCGUAGGUUAUUCGAGUACCUGUUAUGAUUCAGAAAACAAGAUCCCUUUAAUUGGAUUCGAUAUGGGUGGUACUUCCACUGACGUUAGUCGUUACGGUGAUGGACAGCUAGAACAUGUUUUUGAGACUACCACUGCUGGUAUUGUGAUUCAAUCUCCACAGCUCAACAUUAGUACAGUUGCCUCAGGAGGUAGUUCACGACUUUUUUGGGAAAAUGGGCUCUUCAGAGUGGGACCAGAAUCUGCAACUGCUGAUCCAGGACCUGCUGCUUAUCGGAAAGGCGGUCCACUGACAAUCACGGACGCAAAUUUGUUCUUGGGUCGGUUGGUGCCUGAGUUUUUUCCUAAGAUCUUUGGUCCCAAUGAGGAUGAGUCACUAGAUCUGAAAACCACCACCAAGAAACUCACUGAACUAACUGAAACCAUCAACAAAGAUCUAGGAACUUCUAUGACACCAGAUGAGGUGGCAUAUGGAUUUGUGAAGGUGGCAAACGAGGCAAUGGCAAGACCGAUAAGGGCCAUUACAGAGGCAAAAGGUCAUGUUGUUUCUGACCACAGAUUAGUCACUUUUGGAGGUGCUGGUGGACAGCAUGCUGUGGCAGUGGCUGAGUCCUUAGGUAUAAGUGUUGUGCUGGCACAUAGAUAUUCCUCCAUCCUUUCUGCAUACGGUAUCUUCCUGGCAGACGUGGUUGAAGAAUCUCAGGAACCAUGUUUCUUCAUGUUGGAUGGUUCUAAGAGAAUGACUAAACUUCAGAAUAGAUUGGACCAUUUGAUUGAAAAAUCUAAAGAAUCCUUGUCCAUUCAAGGAUUUCCAGAGUCCCAAAUGGUGUUUGAAAAGUAUUUGAACUUAAGAUAUGAGGGUACUGAGACAAGCUUGAUGAUCAUGCAGCAUGAAGGAGAGUAUGAUUUUGCAAAGUGGUUCUCCGAGGCACAUCACCGAGAGUUUGGGUUUUCAUUCCCCGAGAAAGCUAUUAUUGUCGAUGACAUUCGUAUUCGUGCAAUUGGGAAAUCCCAUGUUAGAGACGAAGAGUCUGUUGAUGUUCAGUUGAAAAAAUAUGAGCGCGUUCAGGUAUCUGCUGCAGACGAUGCAAGUCUUUUCAAGGAAGUCUACUUUAAUGACAGACGGGUGAAUACGCCUGUCUUCAGAAUAGAUAAUAUGCGCUAUGGUAGCGUUAUCAAUGGUCCAGCUAUCUUAGCUGAUGGUACUCAAACUAACAUCAUCCCAGAAAAUGCAGAGGCCACCGUCCUGAAGUCGCACAUCUUCAUCAAUCUUUUGUCAAGAGGAGAAAAAUUAACGCAUGGUGUAAGCGAUCGUAUUGAUCCUGUAAUGCUGUCCAUAUUCAGUCACCGUUUUAUGGACAUUGCCGAACAAAUGGGAACUCAAUUAACGAAAACGUCAGUCUCCACAAAUGUUAAAGAACGUUUGGACUUUUCCUGUGCUUUGUUCGACCCUUCAGGUAAUUUGGUUGCUAAUGCGCCUCAUUUGCCUGUCCAUUUAGGUUCUAUGUCGACGUGCAUCGCUGCGCAGGCGAAAUUAUGGGAAGAUAAGCUGAAGCCUGGCGAUGUAAUUGUCACAAAUCAUCCAGAAAUUGGGGGAACUCAUUUACCAGAUAUCACCAUUAUAUCACCAGCUUUCUCCGAAGUUGAUGGAAAACUGAUCUUCUUCGUUGCUUCGAGAGCUCAUCAUGCUGAUAUUGGAGGUAUCUCACCUGGUUCGAUGCCUCCCAACUCGAAAGAAUUGUACGAAGAAGGCGCGGCCAUAUAUUCGGAGUUGAUCGUCAAAGAAGGGAAAUUCCAAGAAGAACUGAUCAGAUAUCUCCUCUUGGAAAAACCAGCCACAUAUCCUAACUGUUCAGGCUCAAGAAGGAUAAGCGAUAAUAUCAGUGAUUUGAAAGCACAGAUUGCGGCUAAUAAUAAAGGAAUUAAUUUAAUUGCCAAACUAAUGAAUGCAAAUGGUCGUGACACUGUAGUGAAAUAUAUGGAGGCUAUUCAACUCAAUGUUUCUGAGACUAUCAAGAAAAUGCUGAAGCAAAUGACGUUCCACUUCAAUGCUACCAAAUUCAGUAGCGAAGAUUUGAUGGAUGAUGGGACCGUUAUCAAAUUAAACGUCUCACUUGAUGUCGAGAAGGAAGAGUAUAUUUUUGACUUCGAAGGGACUUCUCCACAAGUUUACGGUAACCUCAAUGCACCUGAAGCUAUCACAAAUUCUGCCAUCUUGUACUGUUUGAGGUGCUUAGUUAAUGAAGAUAUUCCGCUGAAUCAAGGCUGCUUGAAGCCAAUUACUGUUAAAAUACCAAAGGGCUCCAUUUUGAGCCCUAUUGAUGGUAUCGCUGUCGUGGGUGGUAAUGUCAUGACCUCGCAAAGGGUCACUGACGUUGUCUUGAAAGCCUUUAACGUUAUGGCAGAUUCUCAAGGCGAUUGUAACAAUUUCACGUUUGGGACUGGUGGAACUGAUCCCAAGACCGGAGCGGUGGCACAAGGUUUUGGUUAUUACGAAACCAUCUGCGGUGGACAUGGUGCUGGAGCAGAUUCUUGGAGGGGACCUGGUUGGAAUGGGACAAACGCUGUCCACACAAACAUGACCAACACCAGGAUGACAGAUACCGAGGUGUUCGAAAGAAGAUAUCCCGUGAUUUUAAGACAGUUUGCAGUAAGAACAGGUUCUGGUGGUAAGGGAAAAUACAAGGGUGGAGAUGGUGCUGUAAGAGAAAUCGAAUUCCGUCAGCCUGUACAAGCAUCAAUACUCUCGGAACGUAGAGUGAUCGCUCCACAUGGAAUCAAUGGAGGUGAGAACGGAAGCCGAGGCCUCAAUAUCUGGAUUCGGGGAGCUAGCCAAAAUGUGAUUAAUCUAGGAGGUAAGAAUUCGGUCCAUGUGAAGGCAGGUGACCGCAUUAUAAUUGAGACACCAGGAGGUGGUGGAUGCGGUAGGUCAGAAUAA
Messenger RNA from Torulaspora delbrueckii, 3855 nucleotides. RefSeq names its product 5-oxoprolinase (gene OXP1). The transcript has a single exon. The record is from RefSeq and is a predicted model, not a curated record. Gene Ontology annotation, molecular function: 5-oxoprolinase (ATP-hydrolyzing) activity. Lineage: Eukaryota; Fungi; Ascomycota; Saccharomycetes; Saccharomycetales; Saccharomycetaceae. Bases 1 to 3855 code for a protein of 1284 amino acids. Gene Ontology annotation, biological process: glutathione metabolic process. Gene Ontology annotation, cellular component: cytosol.